AUGAUGGAGCUUGAAGCUAGAGGGUUGAAAUGUCUUGGCAGUGAUUUCACCCCUUCUACAGGCUACCACGACAAUCGAACAAUUACCAAUAACAUCGAUAUCAUCAUGAUAACCGCUGAUAUUUCCUGCUCGAUUCUCUUUAAUACUACCGAAAAUAAAAUUCAUCUAAAGGCGACUUCGAUGAAUACUUUCAGCUUUGAUUGUCAAGAUCCAAAGUCCAGCAUCAUUUCUGAUAUUCAAACCAGUCUGUCGAAAAUCAACUCCGAAAUAACCCUAUCCUCCGAGUUUCCUUCAAAUCACCGGACAAAAAAGCGAGUCAAAGCCUUCUAUCUCGUUUUAACCCGCGUCCAAUUCCCCGAUUCCCCCAAAACGGGUCUAGAAAUCACCGUCGGGAAGACAAAACUCGGCCCGUAUUUUGAGAAUCAGCUGCAAAACAGCCAGGAAAUGCCGGUUUUCCAUACAAAGACAAUCGAAUCAAUCCUCGAACCAGUUUCAAAACAGGUCGCUCAACUAGUAAUACUUCAUGAAGAAGGUGCAGAUGGAAAUGCCCUGCCACCGCUUGAUGCUCCGAUUGGAGUCGUCCAGAAGGCUGUUGCGAAUUUGCAAAAAGUCGGAGAAGAGACUGUUCAGGAGAGCUCGGAUUUACUGUUGAAGAGAGAUAUGCCUCCAGCGUUGGACAUGGUUCAGGUUGCAAGUGAGAGUCUCGGAAAAGCGGCCAUGCUCAUCGCCGCAGACCCUUAUUCCGUCGAGGGCCGCGAAAUCCUGAUCAAAGGCGCUCGUGGCAUUUUGCAAGGCACCUCUGAUCUGCUCUUGGCAUUCGACCAGGGAGAAGUCAGAAAAUUAAUCAAACAAGUCCGCGCCGUGCUUGACUACAUUGGCCUCGCCGAUCAAGUCAUUCGAAUGGAAGAUGUCGUCACGUUUCUUAACUCAUUGACGCCAAGCUUAACUCGAGUUGGGCAGGCCGUCCGUGCUCGUGGGGACGAGUUAACAAGCUUGGUCCAUCGAGAUCUUCUAAUUGGCGCGUUGGAAAGGGCAAUCAAUCUCGCGCCGCAGGUCAUUUCCUCGCUCAAGCUCUUUGUCAACACACCUCCCGAGGAUGCCAACCGUGCCCAAGCCGCCGAGCAACGUGACCUUGCUCAGGUCAACAUGCAGGAUGAACUGCGGGAAGUCAUCCGAGUCCUUCAACUCGUCCAUUACGAUGUCCACGGUUGGGAGCCAAUCUCCCUCGCCGAGUUGAAACGCCUAAAUCAGAAUCUCGACGAGCAAAUGGUCGAUGCAAAGCGCUGGAUCGCUGACACCAACGCCCCACCAGGCGGCGAGGGCGAGCGAAGAGCAAGAGAAGCCGCUCAAACUGCCGCUCAACUUGGUCAAGCUGCUGGAGCUGCAGGAGCGCCACUUACCGCCGCGGCCCAACAAUUCGGCGUCGAAACUGAGCGACUUGCUGCUCUUCGCGCGCAGGGAGCGGAUGCUGCGGGACAGAAAGCUCAGCAACUCGCGGCGCUCAAGGCAGCGAACGAUGUGGAAGAAAAGGCCAAGCAAGCGAUGGAACAAGGCUCUGCAGCGGCAAGGGCGUAUCAUAAAGUGCGCGACAACUGGCAAGCGGCUCAGCAGUGGCUUGCCGAUAGCUCAGCUCCUUCUGGCCCUGGUUCCAAAGCGGUCGGAGAAGUGCUCGACGCUGGCGCAUCUGCUGGUGCUCUUAUGAAUCCAAAGGACAAGACAGAAAUGGACAGACUUGCUGCUCAAGGAAAGGAGAAACUCUCCAAGCUAGAGAAGCUUCGUGACGCUCAAAAGGGGCACACUGAUGAAGCUCAGAAACUAGCGAUGGAGCUCAAGGAUGACUUGGAUACAGUCUCCGGAAAGGUAGCACAGAUUGCGGCGAAGCCUUCGGCUGAUAUUCCAAUGGCAUCGGCGAUGGACAAACUUGGCAAACUCUUCAGAGAUCCCUUGAAAGACGAUGGAUCUGGAAUCCGACUUGUCAGAAAAAUCAUCAGUGAUGCUCGACAAUUGGCGCGUUUUACAGAAGGUCCAUUGAAAGAAGCACUUAUUCAUGACGCGAACCACGCCGAAGAAAUGACCGACGUUCUCGAUGCUGCCAUUAAGAAUCAGGAUUCGGCCAAGGCGAAGAAUGCUGCUGCACAACUGGAACCACGCGUCGAUGCUCUCAAGAAUACGAUGGAAGAAGCAGCUGUUGCGGCCCUAGCUACCGAGUUUUCUGACACUUCAUCUGCUCUCAAGGCGCUUUCAAAUGCCGCUUAUCAACCAAUGUCCAACCCCAACAGAAAUCAACUCUUCGCCGCCAAGGCUGCGAUCUUUGCCGAAACGAGCUCUAGACUCGCUGGUCUUGGUCGACUUGCUGCACCACAAGUUGGAACUGAAAAAGAAAUCAAAGAAGCGAACAAACUCGCUGCUAGACUUGACGAAAUCGCCCCAGCAAUCAUCAAAGCUGGUCGAAUCGUCCUCCAGGAUCCAGAUAACAAGCCGGCAAAGGAGCAUUUCGAACUUCUCAAGGAAGAAUGGACACAAGCAGCCGACAAGCUUUCAGGAAAUCUCGACAGCUGCGCCGAUGCUGCGAAACUCGUCCGAGCCCUUGAGCUUCAAAUGAUUGAAGAUCAGAAAGAAGUGAAGAACCAUGUUGCAACUAACGAUGUAGCAAAGGUUCUUCCUUCAGCAGGAAAUAUGGCUCGAAGAGCUCAUCGAGUCCUGAUGGUGGCGAAACGCGAGGCUGAAAACUCUGAAGACCCUGUUUAUGUCAACAACUUGAAGCAAGCGUUCAACGUUCUCAACACAAAAGUACAGCCCAUGAUCAUGUCGGCCAAAGGCUACGCGACGAAUCAAACUCCCGACUCUUCGUCAACACUUGUCAACUCCGGAGAAGACCUUAUCGCAGCUGUUUCAGCGGUGAGAGAAGCAAUGGAGCCACCGAAAGAACCUGAUUUCCCUGCUCCACCAUCUCCACCACCUGCUUAUGGUCCAGGAGGAGCUCAUGGAUCAGGAGCACCGGAAGUUCCAGAUGAUCCAAAUGAAGGAUCAGCGCCACCAGUUCCCCCAGAAUAUGAGGAGGAAUUCCCAUCUGAUGAUUCCGACGCCGAUCAAGACAUUUACUUGCCAGCCAAAGAACUGUUCGACGAAGUCAACAAAUGGAUGGCAAAAGGCAACUCCCUCAUUGACGCGGCGAAAAAGAUGGCCUUGCUCAUGGCAGAAAUGUCAAGAUUAGUCCAAGAAGGUGGGGAUAAACGUGAGCUGAUCAGAUGCGCCCAUGAAAUUGUCAAAUAUGGACAGCUUGUGGCCAAAUUAUCAAGAGAAAUUUCUGCCAAGUGCACGGAUAAGAGGAUCAAGAACAACAUGACUGGAUCAUCUCAAAACAUCGAAACGAUCGCAACGCAAUUCAGAAUUCUCUCCACCGUCAAAGCCACCAUGCUCACAACUGAGCCAGAAGUGCCAGUUUUAGCAGUGGCGCCUAUUGGCGAGCCAGAUGACGACGCCAAAGACGUUUCCGACGAUGAAGCCGCCCAAGCUCACGAAAUGCUUGUCCACAACGCUCAGAACUUGAUGAAAUACGUCAAGGAAGUCGUCCGAGAAGCCAACGCUGCCAACAUCAAAAUUCGAGCAGACACCGGUCUCACGAUCAAGUGGAUUCCCAAAGACCAACAAGUCAAGCAGAGAAAGCGCAAGACGCGAAAAUCUCAGCCAAACUAA
Oikopleura dioica is the source of this 3696-nucleotide messenger RNA. The record is from the annotation of a GenBank genome assembly. NCBI's taxonomy places the organism in Eukaryota, Metazoa, Chordata, Appendicularia, Copelata, Oikopleuridae.